ACUCAGUUACAGAUUUGCAUUGCUAGUGUCAGUAGUAGUGUGACAGUUGAGUAAAUCCAUUGUUACUUACAAUGACUAGAGAUAUAUAUAUUUAUACUUGUCAAAGCAUUUUAUCUUAGCUGGUGUUUGAUGCAGACUUAGAAUUCUGUAUUUACAUUAAAUAAUCUGUGGUUUUGACAGUUGACAUUUUUGAUCUCGGAGUUAAAUAUCUUAUACUCCUACUGGAACCAGAUGAUUUGGAUAUUCUUAUUGUAAGUUUUCAGUUUUAUAAGUGAUUGAUUGGCAUGUAUUAUUAACAAUCAGGGAUUUGCGAUCAGGACUGAUCGUAUUUUCAUCUUGGAAUUCAACCAACAUUUAUGUGAUGAAAAAUUCAAGAUUAGAUUUCAAGCGUGAUCAGAAGUAAAUAAGCAAAAGCUGAAAUUAAAACGAAUCCGAUUCCGGAUCAUGUAAAGUCAUUGUUGAUUAAGCCAAGAAGCUAGGUAUUAUAUGUCAGCGUGGACAGAUCUUAGAUAACGGAAUAGUUCAGAGUUUUAUCUUAUCAAUAGUUGUAUAGCUAUAUGAUAUAUACCUAAUGUGAAUAGAACGUGUACUGUGGAGAUUGACCUUUUUUGACUUUCCUUAACAUCUAGUCCAAAAUGCCGGUUGUCGACAUACCGGAUGCCUCUGGUAAACAUCUCAGAUUGCUCGAAUUCAAUGGUAAACUUUACCCAAACUUUCCAGCAGAAGUAAUUACCAACAUUAAAUCGUUAAAACUACGUGAAGAUGACGUCAUUAUUUCAGCCUACCCUAAAUCAGGAACACAUUGGUUGUUUGAAAUAUGUCGAAUGUUGCUGGCAGGCCGAACUGAUUUAGAAGUCAUUUCUAAAGUCGACUUUAUGAUUGAAUUGAUGGAACAGGAUAUAUUAGAUCAGGCCAAAUCACCACGUGUUCUGAACAGUCAUGUUGCUUUCAGCGACUUGCCAACUGAUCUGGCUGUGAAGAAACCCAAGAUAAUCUAUAUUAGAAGAAACCCGAAGGAUGUUGCCGUCUCGUUCUACAACCAUUGUUACCGAAUAUCCGAGUUAUAUGACUACAGAGGCGAAUUCAAGGAUUUUAUUGAAUUAUUUAUAAACGGAAAAGUUGAGUACAAUUGUUGGUAUAAACAGGUUUUAGAUUGGGAGAAAGUCAUUGAUAACAACAUGGAGUAUUCUAUAUUACAUUUAACAUAUGAAGAUCUUAAAGCGGAUCCAAUAGUAGAAAUCAGAAAAAUAUCAGAUUUUUUACAAGUUAAAAGAAAUGAAGAAUUAAUCGAAGAAAUAUGUGGUCUGUGCUCCUUCUCUAAAAUGGAGAAAAGAAAGGGCCAUAUUCUCGCUGAUGAAAAUGGCAAAUCUAAAAUAUAUAGAAAGGGUGAAGUGGGUGAUUGGAAAAACUGGUUUACGGUAGCACAAAGUGAAAGAUUUGAUCGAAUCUAUCGGGAGAGAAUGGUCGGAUCAAAAUUAAAAUUUAGAUAUUCUUUAGAGGACGAGGAUUGCACAAAAUGAUUAAGACAGACAACAUUCCUCGUGUAAUGACUACAAAUGACACCGACAAAUCGGCACAUUUAAGACCCAGUUGUUCCCCUUUAACCACAGAAUUGGUUCAAUAAAUUACUGCUUCGGC
Molecule: messenger RNA, 1638 nt
Organism: Patella vulgata (common limpet)
Lineage: Eukaryota; Metazoa; Mollusca; Gastropoda; Patellidae
Product: sulfotransferase 1A2
Exons: 6
Coding region: 636-1520 (294 amino acids)
Biological process (GO): sulfation
Cellular component (GO): cytoplasm
Molecular function (GO): sulfotransferase activity
Source: RefSeq, a predicted model, not a curated record